This is a messenger RNA of Rhizophagus irregularis DAOM 181602=DAOM 197198, 1057 nucleotides long. Lineage: Eukaryota; Fungi; Glomeromycota; Glomeromycetes; Glomerales; Glomeraceae. The record is from RefSeq and is a predicted model, not a curated record.
AAAAUAUAUAACAAUUUUUUUUUUCUUAAUUUUCGUAUGUUUCUUUCCUUUACACUAGUGAAUAUAAAAUGUUUGUCUUAAGCACACGUUCUUUGAGCACACGUUUUGGUUUUGUUAACAGUGCCAUAGCCACCACGUUAACACAGAGAAAUUUUAGUGACAGCCGUACGUUGUAUCAAAAUAAUUUUACCAAUUCUAUUAGGGAAGUCUCCAAUGUUAUAAAACGUAGAUUUGAGGACGGUAAAAUGGCUAGAAUUGCUAAACCGGCACCUAAUUGGGAAGCUAAGGCAGUUGUUGGUGGAGAUGUUAAAACACUUUCGCUUAAAGACUUUGCUUCUAAAUAUUUAGUCAUGGUUUUUUACCCUUUGGAUUUUACUUUUGUGUGUCCAACCGAAUUGAUUGCCUUCUCGGAUCGAGUUCAAGAAUUUAGAGAUAUUAAUACAGAAGUAGUUGGUAUCUCCUGCGAUUCACAUCACGCUCAUAUUGCGUGGGAUAAAAUACCAAAGAAUCAAGGCGGACUUGGUGGGAUUAAGAUCCCUUUGAUUGCCGAUCUUAAAAAAGAGAUCACAAGAAGAUAUGGAUGCUUGUUUGAAGAAACAGGACAUCCUUUUAGAGGAACUUUCAUUAUUGAUGACAAGGGAACUCUUCGUGUUGCGCAUAUCAAUGACACCGAAAUUGGUCGAUCUGUUGACGAAACACUCCGCCUUGUUAAAGCUAUUCAAUUCGCAAACGUACACGGAGAAGUUUGUCCAGCGAAUUGGAAAAGUGGAGAUCGCACAAUAAUUCCGGAUCCAAAGAAAUCCAAGGAAUAUUUUGCGCAAUUAAAGGACGAUAAAUAAAGGUUAACCAUGGUAAAAAUCUUUUUACAAUUAAAUAAUAAUAUCCGUUAUCCCCUAAAAUGUACUUAAAUUGUACUUAAAUUAUACUUAAAAUACUUUUACGUUAUGGCACAUCCGCCAAUCUGCAGAAUGCAUUGGCGCUGUAUUAUAUAUAUCCAAAGUAUAUUUUUAAUGGAUUACUAUAACAUUACGAAAUAAAUUGUUAAUUGAGUUAGUGA